Molecule: messenger RNA, 1523 nt
Organism: Amoebophrya sp. A120
Lineage: Eukaryota; Dinophyceae; Syndiniales; Amoebophryaceae
Source: the annotation of a GenBank genome assembly
AUGUCGGGUAUGUCUACGGAUCGAAACACCCGUCAUGGGUACAAGGGGACGGGUCAGGCAACCGCCCAGGACCGGGCCAUGGACCGGCGGGAUCGGCUGCGAAGAUUGGCGAUGGAGAGCAUCGACUUGUCAAAAGAUCCCUACUUUAUGAUGAAUCACGUCGGGACGUUCGAGUGCAAGCUCUGCCUCACCGUGCACACGAACGAAGGUAUGGUAGGAAGUUUCUCUCUUGGUGUCAACUGCUGCAGGUCCUGGUCCACAAAAAAUGGAACCAAUUUAUUUUCUGUAAAGAAAUUCUAACUCAACCACAUUUCGUUCCCUUCCUGACGCUCGCGUACGUUGUUUCUCCGCGGCCUUGAAAACGGGGACGAUAAGUAAAGCACUUUAUAAAGUUUAAAGCUCAAAUCACUCCAGGUUCCUACCUCGCGCACACGCAGGGGAAGAAGCACCAAAUCAACCUGGCGCGACGACAAGAGAGGGAAAAGAAGCUCGCAGCGGCUAACGCGUUUUCCGUGCCAGUACCAAAGGAUAUGGUGAAAAAAACCGGCACGAUAAAGAUUGGGCGACCAGGUUACAAGGUCACAAAGGAGAGGGAGCCAACAACGAAACAGAAGGUAAUUGUGCGCGAAGAAUCAUUUCUUCUAUCGUUUUGCAUCAACUACAUGUGCGCAUGCUGAGCUUGACAAAGUCAACGACACCGCCAUGAUCAUUUAUUUUUCUGGAAACAUAUUACAACCACAGGCCCUCCUUUUUGAAAUUGAGUACCCUUCCAUCGAGCCGGACGUGAUUCCGCGGCACCGGUUUAUGAGCUGUUACGAGCAGAAGAAGGAGAGUCCCGACAUGAAUUUCCAGUACCUGCUGAUUGCGGCGGACCCGUAUGAGACGAUUGCCUUCAAAGUCCCCAACAUGGAGAUUGACAGGGGGGAAGACGGGAAAUUUUACGAGGUUUGGGACAAGUCGAAAAAGACUUACACGCUCCAGAUCUGGUUCAAAGACCGGGAGUUCAAAGAACUUCCCGGUCUCGCACAGAACGUGCGGGAAACAAAUUUGGCGUUCCACGGUGGCGGCGGGUUCACAAGGUAGAAGGGUCGACGACGUUCUUCUGGGCAUCUGGACGAGGUCAAUCAUGCCUUUGUCCACCCUCUAGUGGCCGGAGGAGUAGCUCCGGUGCUAUUGGGCUUAUCAAAGAUGAAGCUGAUGUACUUGGUACGGCCACGAUUUUCUGUCUCAAACGAACCGCAGUGUGUUGUUGACACGACAUUCAUAUUGAUGAUGAGAAGCGAGUACUAGUCAAGAAAAUGAGAUGUCGAUGAGUCGCUUCUACUCUGGCAGUUCCGGUUCGCUGGACGCUUCUCUCCAUUUACGUUGAAGCUUCCAGACGUUCACGCUUUUCAGAAUUACAGAGAAGUUGGCGUCAGGCACGGAAGAUCUUCAAAUUGAAAAGAAUUAUCAGGAUCACUCAACACAAUCACAAAGCUCCUGGAUCAUGUCUGUGGCGCAUCAACCAAGGAGACUCAACAAAG